Molecule: messenger RNA, 3228 nt
Organism: Gopherus evgoodei (Goodes thornscrub tortoise)
Lineage: Eukaryota; Metazoa; Chordata; Testudines; Testudinidae
Product: zinc finger protein OZF-like
Exons: 5
Coding region: 1142-2272 (376 amino acids)
Biological process (GO): regulation of transcription by RNA polymerase II
Molecular function (GO): DNA-binding transcription factor activity; RNA polymerase II cis-regulatory region sequence-specific DNA binding
Source: RefSeq, a predicted model, not a curated record
UUGAGGUGUUUCCCCCCCAUUUUUACUUGCAGUGAUUUGUCCUUGUUUAGGUGGGAAAUCGUUCCCCUGAGUGAUUGCUGAACUGGGCAGAGGGUUAAUGGGCAGAGGCUGGGGGAGCCCUGAGACAGGGACACCUCUGGGCUGGCAGGGGACGGCACUCUCUGCUGGCAACAAGGCAUGGGAAGGCCCAGGAAGGGAAAAGAUGAACAAGCGUCCCGCAUGGAGAUGGUCCAGCCCCAGGCCUCCCUGUACCAGCUACUUCCCCCUCCCCCACCCUGCCCAACCCAGCACCCCCCACCGCCUGCUAGUCACAUUCCCAGACCCCACAGCCAGUGACUUUCACAGUCACAGCCAGUGACCUUCUGACUCCAGCCCCACUCCUUUCCCCUGUGAAAGCCACAUCACCCAGGGCUCCCUGCUGGCCAUAUGAAUGUGAGGCAAGAAUAACCCAUUCCAUUCUGUUGUUGAUUCAAUAUCACUGUAUAAUCCCCUCAAAUUUCCCCUCUUUUCUCUUGAGUGGUUGAAUGAUGACAUAAAAUCUCCCCACAAGUUAAUGCUUGUCCCUUAUAUUGGCAAAUAUUUAGUUUGUGCCCCAUUUUUUCCUCAUUCUGAAAUACUGAACAAAUUCUUAAAAAUCUUCCCGCUUUUCUCUCCCACGUGUGUGACUGAGAUCAGGGCUCUUAUCGUACUAAGCAUGGCUCUGUUCUGCCACGUGCUGCAGAGACCCCAACUGAGAUCUGGGCCCUGUUCUGCCAGGCACUGAAGAGACCCCACGAGUCUAUGUCUCUGCUCCCUGUUGCCGUGGUGCCUUCUGUACCAAAGCAGCACGUCAGCAGAGCAGACACACACACUGUAACUCCGUCUGGAACACGCAGCAUUCGCUACCAGGCAGGGUGGGCGAUUUUUUCAGUGGCUCAGCUUGAUAUGCCUGGCUGGGGUUACAGAAUAACAUCCACGUUUCACUCCAGGUCAUCCCAUCCUGCCAGGGGAAAGGAACUGGCUGCAGUGGAGCUGGCUCAGGGUUUCCAGUUUCCAAACCUGAUGUGAUCUUGCAGCUGGAAUAAGGGGAACUGCUGUGGGUCUCAGACCUCUAUGGCUCUGAAAAAAAGUGCUCCCAAGAGCUGUCUGCUCAGGUGAUAGGAUGGUGAGUGAGAACGAGGAGACACCCCAGCAGGAAGAUGCUGAGCAAGUGGAACCACAUGGGACGUUAUCAGGAAGACCCAAAGGGAACGUUUCCGGGAGUUGUGCACGCCCAGAAAGAACAAAUGUCUGUGAGACUAAGCACAGGCCAGAGGAAAACUUCAGUAGCCACUCAGACCUUAUUACACGCGAGAGCAUCAACUUGGAAGAGAAACGCUACAGACGCCAUAAGUGUGGGAAAAGUUUCAAUGGGAGCUCAGACCUUCUCAUACAUCAGAGAAUCCACAGGGGAGAGAAACCCUACAUGUGCUCUGAGUGUGGGAACAGCUUCAGUCGGAGCUCACACCUUAUCAGACAUAGGAGCAUCCACACAGGAGAGACGCCCUACACGUGCUCUGAGUGCAGGAAAAGCUUCAAUCGGAACUCAAGCCUUAUUAGACAUCAGAAAACCCACACAGGAGAAAAACCCUACACCUGCUCUGAGUGUGGGAAACGCUUCAGUUAUAACUCAGUCCUCAUCUCACAUCAGCGAAUCCACACAGGAGAGACACCCUACACGUGUUCUGUGUGUGGGAAAAGCUUCAACCAGGGCUCAAGCCUUAUUAGACAUCAGCAAAUCCAUACUGGAUGGACACCCUACACAUGCUCGGAGUGUGGGAAAUCCUUCAGUUAUAGAUCAGCCCUUCGCAUGCAUCAGAGAAUUCACACAGGUGACAAACCCUAUGGAUGCUCUGAGUGUGGGAAACGCUUCAUGGAUCGUUCAGCCCUCAUCACACAUGAGAGAAUCCACACAGGAGAGAGACCCUACAUGUGCUUUGAGUGUGGGAAAAGCUUCAGUCAGAGCUCAAACCUUACCAGACAUCGGACAAUCCACAGAGGAGAGAUGCCCUACACAUGCGCUGAGUGUGGGAAGAGUUUUAAGCAGAGCUCUGCCCUGAUCACACAUCAGAGAAUCCACACAGGGGAGAUGCCCUACACAUGCUCUGAGUGUGGGGAACGCUUCAGUUAUAGUUCAGCCCUCGUCUCACAUCAGAGAAUCCACACGGGAGAGACGUCCUACACGUGCUCUGAGUGUGGGAAAAGCUUCAAUCGGCGCUCCAGCCUUAUUAGACAUCAGAAAAUCCACAUAUGAGAGAACUGUAAUAAAUGCCUUGAUUCCGGCUGGCCAAAGCUUGUUUUUAAAAAAAUCACAAAUGUGAAUUCUCACAGAGCGACCUUUGCACCAGGUUCAGCGUGGUCUCUUAGCUCCUCUAGAUGAGUUGCCUGCUUCUGCCUUUUGCAGCUCCCCAUUCUUUGGGAUCAGUCCUGUGAUUUUUUUUCCUGUCAACUCUUUUCAUUUUAAGUUGUAGGCGUGUGUAUCCCUCCAGCCAGGAAUGUUUUUCACAGGGAGAAGAGGUGGUGAAGAGAGGUUUGAUCAAGCUACACUGAGGUAAAAACUAUCUGGGCCUUCCAUCUACUAGGGCUGCACCUGGCAUUGGCUGCUCAAGUUAGUGAUCUUGGUGUAAACAGACAAUUAUAGUUGUAGUGUAGCUGCAGCCCAGGUGCAGUGGUUGGCAUUAGCUUUCCCCUUGACCUGACCUAAACUCCAUCACCUUUCCUAGUCAAAACAAACCCUGAGCAUCACAGUUAUAUUGUCCCCCCAUUUCAAAGCAAUUGUUAAUCAGUGACAAUGAAAUUAAACAUGAAUUUAAUUAGUGUAAUGUAAGAGGCUGAUUCUGUGAUAACUUUGUGUUACAAUAUGAUUCAGGUUUUCUUCUAGUUCUGUCCCUGCCCCCUCCUACUCUUUUGGAAAUGGUGGCUAAUCCUGAAAUUAAAACCUCACUGCGAAGGAAUUAGAGUGGGGGAAUAUGUGAGAGAAAUAGCAUGCACGAGAAGAGAGACCCAGUACGGCCUGUAAUUAUUUCUAUUUAAAAUGGAAUUUAUUUUGAUCAAUUUUAAAAUAAAUCUUCUGUUAAGAGGAAAAUUACUUGAGACAAGAUGCGCAACCUUUUACCCAUCCUGUACAGGACUGAUAUGUUUUUGUUUGUUGGUUUGUCUGUCUCCCCUCUGGUGGUUGCUAUUUAAUAAAAGAAUCAUUUUGGUUUGAAA